Messenger RNA from Vittaforma corneae ATCC 50505, 636 nucleotides. RefSeq lists its product as uncharacterized. The transcript has a single exon. The record is from RefSeq and is a predicted model, not a curated record. The coding region runs from base 1 to 636 and encodes 211 amino acids. Lineage: Eukaryota; Fungi; Microsporidia; Nosematidae.
AUGAACAAUCCUGCCCAACCAAAGAAGAGAGGCCGAAAAAAGAAAAUUGAAAUAGUCCCUGAGAAAAUUCACGUUCCAAAAGCUGAACAACCACAGAUAAUUCAAGCCAAAAACAUAGUUAAAAGUCCUGAAAAUCUUCAGCUGGAACGGGAAAAGAUUGUUAAGGAGCUCGAAGAAAAGGCAAGUAAAGUAGACAAGCUAGUGGACGACGAGAAGAUAAUUAACAGAGUUCACCAGAGAAUGAUAAGUAAACAACGAUUCAGUAACAGAAAAAAUGAAUGGGAACUAGAAAGAAACGUAGGAAAGACAGUCGAUGAUGUUGAGUGGCAAACAGUAAUUUUGCCUGGAAUGAUGAAUAGAAUGUGUUUAAUAUUAGAGUUUUUAUUGAAGAAUGGGCCAAUGACAAGAAUAGAUAACGAUAUUUUUAACGAGUGUGUGGAAGUGAUUAGAUUGUAUUAUACUGAGCAGUUAAGACUUAUUUCCAAGAGUGAUAUUAACAGUAAUUUAAAGGAGAUUUGUAUAACGAACAUGCUUUGUCCUGACGAUGAUAUGCCAGCCAAUAAGGUGAUUAAUGAAAUUUUAUCAGAAUUUAACUUUGGAGAAGAUGUGAUUAAAAAGAGGGAUACCGAAAAAUAG